Molecule: messenger RNA, 1283 nt
Organism: Tigriopus californicus
Lineage: Eukaryota; Metazoa; Arthropoda; Copepoda; Harpacticoida; Harpacticidae
Gene: Apt1
Product: acyl-protein thioesterase 1-like
Exons: 2
Coding region: 189-920 (243 amino acids)
Biological process (GO): protein depalmitoylation
Cellular component (GO): cytoplasm
Molecular function (GO): carboxylic ester hydrolase activity; palmitoyl-(protein) hydrolase activity
Source: RefSeq, a predicted model, not a curated record
CUCUAACGUCGCUCACAGCCUGGCAAGCCUGUUCGCACCAUUGAUGUUUUUUCAUGUGGUCUCGGUUCUUCGGUUAAUUCUGUCUAUCCUAAAUCUAUCCUUAAGCUUGAAAGGGUCUCUUUGAUUGCAUUCCGGUGCUGGGAUCGCGCUUACGUGGAGUACUGGGAUUGGUAUCCGGUGUCUUCUCAAUGGGCGACUUGUUGUCUAAGAAGUUCAGACAUAGCGCCCCUUCUUCCCCCAAUCAUAGCCAGCCUUCAGUCAGCAUGGCCUCGCCCAAUAACACGGUUACCAUCUCGCCCAAAGGCCAGCACACCUCGACCUUCAUCUUCCUCCACGGCUUGGGCGACACCGGCCACGGGUGGGCGUCCACCUUGGGCGAAAUUCGACCCUCGCACAUGAAGAUUGUGUGCCCCACGGCCCCCACCAUGCCCGUGACUCUGAACUCGGGGUUCAUGAUGCCCGCCUGGUUUGAUUUGAAGAGCCUGGAUCCGGAAGGCCCCGAAGACGAAGCGGGUCUUAAAAAGUCCCGCGAUUUCGUGGACAGACUCAUCUCAGACGAGGUGGCUUGUGGCAUACCACCGGAGCGCAUUCUUUUGGGCGGGUUCUCGCAAGGCGGGGCAUUGGCGUUAUUCACGGGCGUUGCAUCCAAGACAAAAAUCGGCGGAAUCGUCGCCCUCUCGUGUUGGUUGCCCAUGAAUAAGUCGGCGGCCAGUUGGAUCAAGAACGUGGAUGUACCCGUGCUUCAAUGUCACGGGGACUGCGAUCCGGUGGUGCCCUUUAAGUGGGGUCAAAUGACUUCGGCCUUGAUGAAAAAGUUCUUUCGCUCGCACGAAUUCAAAACAUUCCAGGGUCUGGGACACUCGUCUUCGGCGGAUGAGCUCGAGACCAUCCAAAAAUUUGUCGAAACCAUCUUAAAAUGAUCUAGUCCUUCCUUCAACGACGUUUGGUUGUCGUCGGAUGUCGAAAAAAUCGGGGUGUCUGUAUGUAACUAUUAUUACUAUUAUUUUUGUACCCAAUUCAGAUUCGUAGCUUUCGACCACCGUUCACUGCGCACCAAGUUCUGUGCACGGGCCUAUUUUUGCAGUUGGAACUCAAUUCAAAGUUAACUGUCAUUCAGGGUUCAACAGACUCUUUAGGUAUUUGAUUUUGUCACAAAUGGGGACCUACUGGCUUCAGGACGAGUUUGUUCCCUUUGAUCACGCGACUCUCACAAAAUCAGAACUGGGUUUCCACAUUUACAUAGAUAGAAGCGCCCCAAUAAAAAUGUUCACGGCCGGCUCUGA